Molecule: messenger RNA, 792 nt
Organism: Trichoderma gamsii
Lineage: Eukaryota; Fungi; Ascomycota; Sordariomycetes; Hypocreales; Hypocreaceae
Exons: 5
Coding region: 1-792 (263 amino acids)
Source: RefSeq, a predicted model, not a curated record
AUGGCCUACCGCAAGAUUGGUGUUUUUGGCGCAACCGGCCACCUAGGCUCAGAAUUAACUCGCGCCUUGGUUGAUGAGGGCUUCGAAGUGGUGCCAUUUUCUCGUCAAAAUACGGUUGUUGCGGGAAUACCUACACAGCCGUUGGGAUCGCUUGUCGGAUUUGAUGUGAUCAUAUCUGCAGUUGGCCACCAGGGGAUGUAUGAGCAGAUACCCCUAAUCGAUCGCGCGAAAAAGGAUGGUGUCAAACGCUUCAUUGCUAGCGAAUUUGGCGUGGAUCAUCGCACCGUUACAUCGCCCUUCUUCGAAGCAAAGAGAGAGAUUGCAAAAUACGUACAGGAAGCUAGCUUUCCCGAUGGGUGGACCGCUGUCGCAUCUGGCUUCCUGGAGUGGACGAUACCUCUCUUUGUCAAAGUCGAUUCUCAAACAUCCUUGAUUACCGUAGCUGGUAGUGGCAAGACACAGUACCCGUUUAUAAUUCGAUACGACAUUGGACGCAUCUUGGCCGAGACGUUCAGAAACCCAUCCAAGUACAAAGAUACUUGGAUAUUUGCUGCUAAUAGUUGGUUGUCUCUAGAUGAGAUUGCGCAAUAUGUCCAGAACGAGUCGCAAUUGGAGCUGAAAAUCCAGCACGAAGAAUUGAAUGAGAAGACACCAGUGCUACAGUUGCUUGAACAAGACGGGCUUCAGAUUUUUGAACGCAGCCAACAGUCGGACUUUGCAAAACAACAAGCAGAUAUAAAGGAGGUCAUAAAAGGUUACUUCAAGCCAUACUUUGAGAAAACGGCUAAUUAA